AUGCUAUCACAGCAAGCGCGAGUGUUGCGCAACGUUCGGUCGGCGCGAAAACCUGGCCAACGGAUACCUUGUGCUACUUUCUCGGCCUCUUCACGAUACAGCAACUACGAUGACACCAUUCAGAAUCUCAAGAUCGGAUCACACACUCGCGUUAUAUUCCAAGGAUUCACCGGCAAGCAAGCUACUGCAAAUGCAAAAGAGUCGAUAGCAUGGGGCACGAACGUUGUCGGCGGCGUAAAGCCGAAUGGUUCAGGCGAGCAUCUCGGGCUGCCUGUCCUGCCAUCUGUGAGGGCUGCAAUGGAACAGCUAAGACCUGAUGCAACGGGAAUCUAUGUCGCAGCACACCAAGCAACCGCUGCAAUUGAAGAGGCGAUCGAAGCUGAGGUGCCGCUCAUCGUAGCAUCGCAGUCCAAGUCGCGGCUCGUAGGUGCCAACGCUCCAGGAAUAAUCUCGGCGAUUGGAAGAUGCAGGAUUGGAUUUCAACCACUUCCCACAUUCUCUCCCGGACACAUCGGCAUUGUGGCAAAAUCUGGGACUCUCUCAUACGAAACCGUCGGAUCUCUGACAAGAGCUGGUGUUGGGCAAAGUCUUUGUAUCGCAGUAGGGGGUGACGUGGUGGCUGGGACCAACUUCGUUGACGCGUUGAAAGUCUUCGAGGGUGAUGUAGACACAGAGGCUAUUAUCAUCGUUGGUGAAUUAGGUGGUACAACGGAAGAGGAGGCAGCAGAUUGGAUCAAAGAUUACAGAAAGCGCGUUAAGAACCCGAAACCUAUCGCUGCUGUCAUCGGAGGCUUUGAAGCACCGCCUGGCAAAGUCAUGGGUCAUGCGGGAGCUUGGGUUGGUCUAGGAGAGGGUAAUGCAGCUUCAAAGUACAAAGCGCUGGAGGAUGCCGGUGUGACUAUGGUAGAUCACCCUGCCAAAUUUGGCGGUGUGAUGAAAGACAUUCUUGCCAAGUCAGGUCGCAAUGUGAGGAAAAUCGAACAAUCAGCAGCUCAACAGCGUCGUUCGUAUCACACUUCAAGCUUCACACGGCGGCCUAUCAUUUCCACCAGACCAUCGAUCCCACUCCAGCAAAGACGUUCUCUCCACCUUACCAAGGACCAGUCUACGAACCUUCUCGCGACAUACAAAAUUGACCUGACAACACCACCAGAGGGCUCGCCUUCGACACACUACCUAGGCAUUUCCCCACACCGCUCAGCACGCAGUCCCUCAAUCAUAGCAUCACCCACCGCAAACCCUGCCAAAAUGAACCAACGCGUCCGCCGUUUUCCGUUCGACUACCGUUCAGGUCCCAGUAAAGAAGUCAUCCAAUCUGCCAUCGCACACAUGCAACUGGACGCCGCCCCACCAAUGGCCAAAGCCCAAACCGUCGAGUUGAUCAAUAACCUCUGGAAAUUGUACAAAGAGAAAGAAGCAAUCGAUACCCACGUCAAAGUCGCUUUAUCCGUCGAAAGCGACGAGAUACUCAUCUACGAACCGUACUUGUUCUUCGACGACGCAGCCUUCAAAUCCGGCAAAAGACAGGCUGAUCUCCACGCUCUCCGUGACCAAGAGUCUGUUUUAGCAACAGAUCGAGAAGCUGAAGAAGCCGGUAUCGUGUACAUACCGCUGGGGUCUCCUGAAUUUCCGCCGGGGACUAGUCAGGCGGGAACACAGACGCCGCCGUCUUCCACAGCAGAAGAGGGACCGCGUAAUCUGAUUGGUACUUUGGUGAAUGGCGCUGGACUGGCACUAAAUACUAUUGAUACGCUUUCUCUGCGGCUUUCACAGCCGCCUUAUUCGACUUCUGCUGCUAAUUUCUUGGACACGGGUGGAAAGGCGACGUCCGCCACGAUCAAGACGUCCUUCAAACUCAUCCUGUCCGACCCCCGGGUGUCUGUAGUGUUUGUAAAUAUCUUUGGAGGACUGACGUUGUGCGAUAUGAUUGCCGAGGGUAUCAUCAUGGCGUUCAAGGAGAUCGGGGUGGAGAAACCAGUGGUCGUCAGACUGAGAGGGACGAACGAAGAGAAAGGGCAAAAGGUACUGGAAGAAGCCAAACUGCCUAUCCAUGCCUUCGACGACUUUGAAGAGGCGGUCAAGAAAGUGGGAGAACUGGCUAAUGCGAGCGGAACAAAGUGA
Molecule: messenger RNA, 2121 nt
Organism: Alternaria hordeiaustralica
Lineage: Eukaryota; Fungi; Ascomycota; Dothideomycetes; Pleosporales; Pleosporaceae
Exons: 3
Coding region: 1-2121 (706 amino acids)
Biological process (GO): tricarboxylic acid cycle
Cellular component (GO): mitochondrion; succinate-CoA ligase complex (ADP-forming)
Molecular function (GO): succinate-CoA ligase (GDP-forming) activity; succinate-CoA ligase (ADP-forming) activity
Source: RefSeq, a predicted model, not a curated record